Molecule: messenger RNA, 4068 nt
Organism: Hydractinia symbiolongicarpus
Lineage: Eukaryota; Metazoa; Cnidaria; Hydrozoa; Anthoathecata; Hydractiniidae
Exons: 2
Coding region: 1957-2337 (126 amino acids)
Source: RefSeq, a predicted model, not a curated record
AAGGUAUGGAUGAAUUGAAAGUUAUUUUUACGUUUUUUUCUUGGUUUGAUGUAGCUAGCUAACUAAAUUACUUUGUGGUGCCUGUGGCCACCAUGGAAAAUGCUGUCAUCCUUCAAUGGAAUCAUUACCUAGCUAGCUACCUCGAGCUACAGUCAGAAGAAGAAAAUUCAUUCCAUAAAGUAUUAACAAAACUAUUUCUUUUUAAAUUGUAUUAUACAAUUUUUAAAUAUUUCCUAAAACUCAAGUUGCUUCUUUUUUUGUUGUAUCGUGGAAAUAAAUUUAAGUCACCAAUCCAAAACUAACAGGGGAAAAGAUACAUGAGGGUGCCGAUAAGCCACCAAUGGUUAAAAAAACUAUAACAAUUAAAAUAAACUUACUAUGUGGUAGCGAAGUUCUUAAAAGAACUGUUUUUGAUGGUUUUUGAUAAGAUUUACUUUAUAAAUAACUUAUAUAUAAACUUUAUUAACUCCUUUCUCUUCAAGCGACUUCUUACAACUGUCGUCCGCAUGAUGGUAUGUUACAAGAAAUUGCAUUUCGUGAAUGCUCCAGGCGGUUUCGGAGGACAAUCGCCAAUUUUAUGCGCAAAGUCGCCCAAACUGCCCUUGUAUAUGUGUGCGUUUGCGGCUUAUCAGCACCCUCUUAAAUAUACCUCUUCAUUCUUUAAGGUAUUUGCUCAUUUGUGGUUAAAAACUUUUGUACUGUUGUUACUAGCGUCUUUUUACUGAUAUAUGUUCUAAAUCUAUACUAUUUUAUCAAACAGUGCCUACCUGGAAGUUCUACUUUGUUUACCUACUUUCGCAUGUUGUUAAAUUCUUCAAAACUCGAACCUUGCAAUAAUUUUUUCAAGAAGUGAGCUAUGUACGACGUGUGAAGUCACAAAUGACCAAGUGGACUUUUGUUCGAUAAUGGUGGUGACUGUUAAUGUAAUUAUUGUUUUUGGGAGAUUAAGUUUGGACAUAUAUAAAAAUAUUUAAAAAAGAUAAAAAUAUUCAGGGCUUUAUCAUUUUCUUUACAACCCUAUGUUUUUGCAUUGUGUUUCAUGAGCUUACAAUAAUGUGGUAUAGCUAAGUUAUGAUACGUAAAAAAUACUCUUGAAUGACCCUUUAAGAAUGUGAAACCACAUAAUAGACCUUAAUCAAAUUUUGUGUUUUUCGUAACUUUUGUGUUCAGUAUGGUAGAUUAGUGUGCGUGUCAACUGGCCAAAAAUGCCAUAAGUAUGAGGGCAAGCUUGGGCAAAUUUUUAAAUACAAUUUGUACUUUCCAAAUGAAAAACAUUGCUUUCAAUUCUGUUGUCUUGGCCACAAAAAGUAGUGAUCUAUAUUUUAUGUGGUUAUCCUCAUUAAAGGGAAACUAAGGUCAAAAUUUUUUUUCAUAAAAACGUUUAUUAUACUAUUUAAAAAAGAUACCUUAAAUUUUUUUUCAAAAAAAAAUGUAUUUUUAUGAUGAUUUUAGAGUCAAAAGGUUAUUAUUUACAUCUCCGUCACGGCCAUUUAAAUCGGAGGAAACCUAGAAAUAAAGUGUGCGCAUGCGCCAAUUUUUUUAAAAUCCCGUACGAUAAAAUUUGAUGUCUUGAUGACGUCAUAGCUAUUGACCUAACUGAUUUAAAUGCAAUUUACCAAUCUGUAGGAGGGCUAGCGGGAUAAAUAGUAUUUUUAACCUUGGUAAGAGUGACCACACCGUCCAAAAUGUCAAUCAUUUCAGCCGGAUUCGCGCCCAAACAAAACACAAAAAACUUGGAAGCUAGCUAGCCUUAUAGCAAAUAUUGGUCAUUUUUGUCAUAUAUUUGCGCUAAUUCUACCCAAAAGAACGGUGUAAAAUUUAUCCUGAAAGUUAAAGGAACUAUUCAAUGAUCUAAUUCCAGUUGCAGUUAUCUGCUGUACUUUUUUUAUACGUGGUGAUACAAGAUUUUGCAACCACAACUUUUAGUUGAAAUUUCACUUUCGUUUUGUCACAAAGAUGGCUGACCCAGAGAGUCAACACAAUAUAUAUUUAACAAAACUGUGUCGAAUUUGUCAGGAGCAUACUGAAACUGCAAUUGAAAACUUCAUGAACUAUUACCGAAAAACUUGGCCAGAUGCGUCGAUUACGCCAAAGUUACACAUGCUGGAAAAUCAUGCGAUUGAUUUUGUCAGAAGAUGGGGUACAGCAUUUGGUUUUUAUGGAGAGCAGGGUGCAGAGAGCAUUCAUCCAACAUUCAACAAGUUGAUGGCUACUUAUUUUCAAAUGAAGCCUCCCACAAAGAGAUUGCAAGCAAUGAUGAACGAACACCUGACACGUGUCCACCCCAGGUCGCAAGUGCUUCGUCCCUCAAUUAGGAAAAGAAAACAUGAGGAAUGACACUAAAAUGACACUUAGGCCACCAUCAAAAUAUGUUAUGUUUGUGUCCUUAAGUUCCUGCAAAAAUGAAAAAAUGAGUAGGUCGGAUUUUUCCUAGGGAUUUUCAGAUAGGAGCAAUUAAAUUUGUUCCCUGGACUAAAAAACAGUAUAGCGCUACUCAACAUUGUUUGCAGACCCUUUAUACCACAUAAGCCAACUGAUGGCUUGUUCUCUUUUUUUUUAAUUUCCAAUCAAUUAUAAAGCACAUCAAUUAAAUAUGAUUGGAUAGAUAAAAAGAUAUCACGGCAUCCAAAGGAAAGGAAAAAAAAUUCCUGUUUUUUUUUCUUCGACUUGUCGACUCGGGUUUUUAUCACUGAAGCAAGUCAGUCGGAGGACGCAAACAUAACAUAUUUUGAUGGCAACUUUACUGUACUGUGCGUGGCUACCAUGUUAUGUUUCUAGGAUGUAUUUCUAAAAUUUAUUAUAAUGGAAUUAGAUGAUAGCAAAUAUGGCUACUUUGGGUAUUUUAAAAUUUUUUGGCUACCUUUGAGCUAUAAUGGUGCUCACAAAAAAAAGUACAGCAACAUCACUCCAAUCAAAAUAAGUUCUCCAAACAAUACUCUAUCAAAAAAAAUUUACCUGAUAUUCCUAGUUUGGGUAGAACUUGAAAUAUCGUGUUCGAUUUCCUUGCAACCACAUUUCCAAGACGAAUCCAUGUUGUCUUUUUCAGCCAUGUGUCACCGCAGCUUAUCGCCAAAGGAACUUGCUAUUUUGGGCUUUCGUUCAUCCGGCAUGGUUUAUUUCUCUAAAAAAAGCUGACCAAGCUCCCUCUCUUUUCCACGGGGCCUAAAAUUUCAUGUUUUUUAAAGAUAUUCUUCGCCGCGUCCGCAUCCCUUGAGCGCAAGAAGCCAAUUUGGAAUUCGGAAACCACGCGUGAUUUUUAAAAAACCCGGCGCAUGCGCACACUUUCCUUCCAUCGACAGAUGGCCGUGCCGUUAGAGUACAUAAAAAAACUCUACGAUAGAGAGCAAUGACGUAUGAUCCGCGAGUGAGUAAGUGAAACCAUACUAUAAGGUUCGCCUGAUUUGAUGUAUGAAGACAUAAAAGAUGAAUUUUACUUCUUAACUAUAAUUGUACAUUUUGUCUUUACUACUCAAAAUGCCAAGUUGCCUGGCAUAUGGAUGUUCGCAAACCACUGGGAGAGUAACUGCUAAAAAAAGUUUUUCAUGAUCCCAAAGCCAGUGAAUACAACUGAGAAACUUCACGCAGCACAAUGGUUGCAUAAUAUUGGUACUGGAUUGAAUGAAGAAGCAUUUCCAUUUGGGAAAAAUAAAGUUGUAUGUGAAGACCACUUCCAUCCUGAGUGCAUAAAAGAUGAUUUAAAAGGACGUCUAACGGGGAUACCAUCGAAACGGAAAGAGCUACUUUGUGGAGCAGUUCCAACUAUUUUUAAACACAAAACUUACGAAUUUAUUAACAUGGAUGGCACUACCGUAUUAAAACGUGAUUCAUCUUUAAAAAGAAAAAUGCAGGAAGAAUGCCUACAUGUGAGUUACAAAAAUCAUGUUUUUUAAUUUCAACCUUUUCUGGUACAACUCUUUUAGCGAACAUAUUUAAUUAGAUAGCCUGGUUUCUAUAUUGUAAUUAAAAUAUAAAUGUGUUUCGUAAUUUUUUUUAAGUAGUGAAAAUAAGUGGAAAUUUUAUAAAAAUUUCCAUGAAAAAUUCUUAAUAAAAUUUGGAAAAACGCACAAA